Molecule: messenger RNA, 654 nt
Organism: Helobdella robusta
Lineage: Eukaryota; Metazoa; Annelida; Clitellata; Rhynchobdellida; Glossiphoniidae
Exons: 6
Coding region: 1-654 (217 amino acids)
Source: RefSeq, a predicted model, not a curated record
AUGAGUUCAUUAGAACAUGAGAACAAGCAUAUGAGUUACAACAACUCUCACAGUAUCGUGAGAAACAUGGUACAUACCUUUGGAAAGAAAGCCGAGAAUGUUGAUAACGAUGGCAGUGGCGUUAUUCAUUAUGAUUUUGCAUGUGUUGGCCGCAUAUUUUGCGCCAAUUUAAAAAUGUUACGUAACUCGCACGAACAAGCUGGUCUAUUGCUGUACAACACAUGCAAAUCUACCUUCCAAACAACAGCCUCACUUCAAACUAUUAACCUGCCAAACUCACCGAAACUAAGACUCGCUCUGAACGAAUGCAAAUGCGUCUUUCAAUUUGCAAGACGAGAUAAGGUUCUGCGUGAUCAAGUCUGCUCAUCAAUGCGGGCAUGCGUGCAGUUCAACUGGAAUGGAGCCUGUCAACAAGAAUGCACAUCAAAUAUUCAUUCAUGCCUCAUAAAAAGAAAAUUUUUAUGGCGCAAUAAUACAUUUGGCGGGUCGAAAUUCAUCAACGUCUGCAAUGCCAGUUCAUCUGAUGAAUGCUCCCCCAAAAGCCUCUGUAAGCCCAACGUGAGCAGGACUGUGAGCGGUUGUGCAUCAUUAUUUGAGGCUCUAUAUUCUUCUAUUUAUCUGCCAGCAUGGAAAAGUGUUCACGUGCCAGUGUAG